AUGAUCGUUCGCGUGCGAUCCAAAGAUGGCAACUUCCGCUUCGAGCUUCAACCCACCGAGGAUGCGUCUCAACUCAUCUUCAAGGUCCUGGAGACCAUGCCAGGCGCUGAUCCGGACUCGCUGACCUUCUCAAAUCAGCCACGAGGCGGAGAAUUUGCUGCCAGCACGCUCAAAGGUAGCACGCUCGCCGAGCUCGGCAUCGGUCACGGUCACCUCCUCUUCGCUGCCUACAAAGAAAGUAAUGAAGCAGAUGCGGAACAGUCUCACUCCAAUGCAACUACCGGCGCGCCUACCGCGACAACAGAACCCUCUUCUUCUUCUUCUUCCUCCUCCACAGCCGCCUCGUCAUCACAGCCCCAAUCAUCCUCGGCUUCAACUCGUCCUAAGAAACCCUGGGAGCUCGUCAAGGAGCACAGCGUCGACACAUACUGGGAAGCACAGGAGGGAAAGAUCACCCGCAAGAAGGAUUCGCAAUUCUGUCGUCACGGCCCCAAGGGUAUGUGCGACUACUGCAUGCCCCUCGAACCGUACGACUCCAAGUAUCAAUCCGAGAACAGCAUCAAGCAUCUCUCCUUCCACGCCUACCUGCGUAAGCAAGACAUCGCCACCAACAAACCCAGCCAAUCUUUCAUUCCACCUUUGGAAGAGGCCGACUACAGCGUCAAAAAGCCGUGUCCUUCUGCGAGUCAUCCCAGCUGGCCCGCAGGCAUCUGCACCAAGUGUCAGCCUUCCGCCAUCACGCUCCAACGACAACCCUACCGAAUGGUAGAUCACGUCGAAUUCGCCCACCCCGAUCUCAUCGAAAACAUUUUGACCUUUUGGAGGAGCACCGCUACUCAGCGCUUCGGAUUCCUCCUGGGACGCUACGAAGCCUACCCUGACGUGCCCAUGGGUAUCAAAGCUGUCGUGGAAGCCAUCCACGAGCCGCCGCAAGAAGGUGAACUUGAUGGCUUGACGCUCGGCGUACCGUGGGAAGAGCAGCCUCGUGUCGAGAAGCUCGCCAAGCUAUGCGGUCUCGAAUUUGUCGGAAUGAUCUACUCGGACCUGAGUCCCGCCGACCCCACCCACCAGGAUCCUUCCCUUGCUGGCAAGGUCGUCUGCAAACGACACAAGGACAGCUUCUUCCUCUCCGGAAUCGAGACCGUCUUUGCUGCUCAGCUCCAACUCGGCAACCCCAACCCAUCGCGCUUCAGCUCUACCGGUCGCUUCAACUCCAAGUUUGUCACCUGCAUCCUCAGCGGCACUGAGGAAGGCGCCAUCGACGUGUCGGCCUACCAGAUCAGCGAGCAGGGCAUGGGCAUGGUCCAGGCCGACAUGAUCGAGGCCAGCGUCAAUCCCAACAUCAUUCGAGUCAAGCCGAGCGAGGGUGAACGUUAUGUCCCCGAAGUGUUCUACCGCUAUACGAACGAGUACAAGAUCGACGUCAAGGAGAGCGCAAAACCCACCUUCCCCGUCGAGUACCUCAUCGUCAACGCUACGCACGGCUUCCCCAACGCGCCUAACCCCACAUUCCUCAGCUCAAAGUUUCCCAUCGAGAACCGGCCCGGUCUACAUGAUCAGGAUCUCACCGUUGCUUUGACCAGCAUCGGAAAGAUCGUUGGUCACAAAGAGCUGUUCCCCAUCGGCGAUGGUACGGAGAGCACCAAGGGCAAGUCACGAGCUGACGACGACCAGGUGCGCGAGAAGCUCGUGGGCGCCCUCAGCGACUGGCAUCUGCUCGCCUUUCUCGACACGAGCGGUUUCCUUGAUCAGGAUGACAUGGCUGCGCUCUGCCGUCUCGCCACGACGCACGACUCGGGUGCUGCGCUUGAUGCGCUUCUCCUUCGUCCUGGCUGGCAGACCUUGAUGGCCCUCGCGCGCGAGCAUGUGCCGCAGUCAGCCAGCGAGACAAAAACGGUUGAACCGACGAAGGAUCCAUUCACGUACGACGGCGGUGUGGAGUCGGAUGACGAUGUAGGAUUCGACGACGCUAACGAGGACUUUUACGAUGACGGUCAAGAUGACGACGACGAUGAUGUGCAGGUUUCGCACGUGCGUCGAGCAUCUGCGUCAGCUAGGAAUGAUACCAGCGAAACAGAUGCCGCUACGGCUGCGGCGAUCGCUGCAGCAUCAGCCGACGACGGUCCCGCCGGCGUCAAGGUUUGUUCCCACUGCACGUAUCAUAACGAGGCAUCUGCUUCCGACUGCGAGAUUUGCGGUCUACCCCUCUAA
Messenger RNA from Pseudozyma hubeiensis SY62, 2211 nucleotides. Its product is annotated as ER-associated protein catabolism-related protein. The record is from RefSeq and is a predicted model, not a curated record. Gene Ontology annotation, cellular component: nucleus. The coding region runs from base 1 to 2211 and encodes 736 amino acids. Gene Ontology annotation, molecular function: ubiquitin binding; ubiquitin protein ligase binding. The transcript has a single exon. Lineage: Eukaryota; Fungi; Basidiomycota; Ustilaginomycetes; Ustilaginales; Ustilaginaceae. Gene Ontology annotation, biological process: ubiquitin-dependent protein catabolic process.